UGGCCAUAAUUAUAGGCACGGCGCCAGUUGACGCUAUCAUCAACUGUUGUUUUAUAUUGGACACUGAUAAGCAUCUAUCUGAUACUUUUAAAUACACACGCAGCAACGCUUUGCAAUUCAGUAAGAGGUUCCCUUUACUGGAGGGCAUAUCGGCACUACAACAAGAAUGCAUUUCGGCGUUUUGGGCAGCGGAAUUAUUGGCUUGACCAGCGCCUUGGAGCUGCAGCAGCAGUUUCCCACGGCGCGGGUUUCGAUCAUAGCGGAUCGCUUCAAUGAGGAUACCGUUAGCUAUGUGGCCGCGGGCAUCUUUCGUCCCGGCACCAGCUUCAUGGGUCCCACCCAGGAAAUUACGCAGCAGUGGAUGAGGGAUGCAUUUAAUUACUGGGACGAGCUGCGGCGUUCAACAGAAUCGGCCCUGGCUGGCGUCUGCCAACUGUCCGGCUAUAUAUUCUCACGCACCACGCCCUCCGUUGUACGGAAUCACUUCAUCGAGCAGCUGCUGCCCGUCUACCGACGCGCCACGGAGGAUGAGCUGAGACUGUGCCAGGGCGGCUGGAAGUACGGCUCCUUCUUCACGACCUGCCUGACUGAGAGUCGCUUGUUUCUGCCCUAUGCCACCAAGAAAUUCCUGGCGAACGGCGGUCAGGUGUUGCGCCAGCAUGUGAGCAACUUCUUCGAUUUGCCGCAGGACUUGGACGUGCUGCUCAAUUGCACGGGAAUGGGCGCCAAGGAGCUGUGCAAUGACCAGCACUUGGUGCCCAUUCGCGGCCAGGUGCUCAAGGUGCGCGCACCUUGGAUUAAAACAGCUUUCUACGGCGAUCUGGACACAUACGUGCUGCCCGGCUUCGAGACCGUGACCCUGGGCGGUUGCAGACAGUACGACAGCUACAACACCGAGUGGUGCAAGUACGACAGCAUGGCCAUUAAGGAGCGCUGCUACGAUCUGCUGCCCAGCCUGAAGAAGGCGGAAAUUGUGCGCGAGUGCGUCGGACUGCGGCCGCAUCGGUCUAUUGUGCGCGUGGAGCCGGAGCUGCUCACCAAUGAUCAGGGCCGACGCCUCAAGAUUGUGCACAACUAUGGACACGGCGGUUAUGGUGUGACCACAGCCCCGGGCACCGCCAAAUAUGCGGUGCAGGUGGUGCGUGAUAUGCUGGCUGGCAAUAGCAAAUUGUAGCGUGAUUUCAAUUGCAUUGUAGAUUUGUUAAAUUGUUGAUUAUUAAAAUGUUUAUAUGUGCAA
Messenger RNA from Drosophila montana, 1237 nucleotides. It is a transcript of the gene Daao1, whose product is annotated as D-amino acid oxidase 1. The record is from RefSeq and is a predicted model, not a curated record. Gene Ontology annotation, molecular function: FAD binding; D-amino-acid oxidase activity. NCBI's taxonomy places the organism in Eukaryota, Metazoa, Arthropoda, Insecta, Diptera, Drosophilidae. Bases 167 to 1174 code for a protein of 335 amino acids. The transcript has 4 exons. Gene Ontology annotation, biological process: D-amino acid catabolic process. Gene Ontology annotation, cellular component: cytoplasm.